Molecule: messenger RNA, 1012 nt
Organism: Trichoderma asperellum CBS 433.97
Lineage: Eukaryota; Fungi; Ascomycota; Sordariomycetes; Hypocreales; Hypocreaceae
Source: RefSeq, a predicted model, not a curated record
CCUUCCCUCUCGCCUCCAUUCUGCUCUCCGUAGAGAGACUGCGACGGCUUCGUCUUUCUUGUUUUCUUCCUCCCACGUUUCGACUCUCUGAUUCACACAAUGGCUGCUGCUGUCGCUGCUCCCGCCGCCGAGGCCGCUCCUGCGCCGAGCGUUCGCCCGACUCGCCCCGAUGAGAAGGUCUUUAAGGAGGAGCUCGCCAAGGCCGAGAAGGAGCACAAGGCUUCCAUGGACAAGUUUAACGCCAUCAAGGCCAAGAUCGAUGUUGCCCUCCCCAACAAGAACAAGGACCAGCCCAGCCCGACCCAGAAGCGCCGCCAGGAACUCAUUGCCCAGGCCAACGAGAUCCGCCAGAAGCAAGCCGGUGGAAAGAAUGCUCGCACCUCCAAGCUGGACCAGAUCAAGCGCCUCGACGAGCAGCUCCGCAACCGCAUUGCUGAGCAGAAGACCGCCAAGGCCAAGGUUCCCUUCAAGAGCGUCGAGGAUGUCGACCGCCAGAUUGAGAGCCUCGAGAAGCAGGUCAACUCCGGCACCAUGAAGCUCGUCGAUGAGAAGAAGGCCCUGACCGACGUCUCCAACCUGCGCAAGAUCCGCAAGAACUUUGGCCAGUUUGACGAGUCUCAGAAGCAGAUUGACGACCUCAAGGCCAAGAUCAAGGAGAUCAAGGACACCAUGGAGGACCCCGAGCAGAAGGCCAUGUCUGAGCAGUACAACAAGAUCCAGGCUGAGCUCGACACCAUCAAGGCCGAGCAGGAUGAGGCUUAUAAGAACCUGUCUUCCCUGCGUGACGAGCCGCGAGGCUCGUGAGAAGCAGCGAGAGCGCCAGCGCGCCGAGCGUGAGCGCUACCUCAAUGAGCGCAAGAAGGCCGAGGCCGAGCGUGUCCUCGCCGAGGCCAGCGAGCCCGCCUACCUGGACGAGAUCCGCCGCGCCAACAGCCUGCUCCAGUUCCUCGACCCCACCUUCAAGGCCGAGAAGACCCCUCUGUUGGCCAACUCUGGCCUGACCGCCCAGGCC